GGGGAAACAGUCGACCCGCUCAGUAUGGCAGCAUCAUACGUCUGCAUAACAAUGAGUGACCUUCCCAAGAUGGCGUAGCCCAUCCCUGUUCUCGCUGAGUAGACCAGGAGCCUGAACAGUAUGGAGGCCAAGUCUGCGGAAGAGAUCUCUGAUCGGAGCCCCCUCAGCCUGUUUGAGCUCAGCGCGGCGGCAGUCAGCUCCGCCAUGGGACGCGUGGAGAGAGAGGUUUGGGCACUUCCAGGUCCGAUACUUCAAGGAAUCUUGCCUCUGCUUAACAUCUACUACCUGGAGCGAAUUGAGGAGACCGCUGUGAAAAAGGGUCUCUCAACCCAACCUAUAUGGUGCAAGCUCUGGUUUGACAUAAUGAAAACAAGACCUUCUAGAUUAGAGAGCAUCAAGUGUUGGAGGAAGAAGUUCAUUGAAACUUUCUUCUCAAAUGUGCUCCGUGGCAUCCUGGAUGUGUCUUUACACCAGCGCCUAAGUGACCCUUCCUUUUUGCCCCUGCUGCACACUUCGCGGCAUGUUACCCAGCUUACCAUCUACAACAUGCUUGAGGGAGUGUCAGAGCUGAUGGCCAAACACAAUCAGAGCGUCCUAGAAAACUUGGCUGUCUCCCUCACAUCCCUGACAUUCCGUCACCUUCUCUCCUCCAGUCUGUCUACUAGGCAACAGUUGAGUUCGUUCCUUCAUCGCCUAAUUCAUCAUGGGGCUGUGAACCACCUCUCUAUGUAUUCUUGGCCUGACCCUGACCCAGCACUUUUAGCCCUCAUUCUGAAAAUGAGUGCUGGGGUUUGGCACCCUGGAAAAACACUGCUGGACCAAGAAAACCUUUGCCAUCUGUGCAGAGAGAAAUGUGUUGACCAGAGCCAAAAGCUAGAUGAAGAGCCUUGGGGUGCAAGGCAGCUAUUUCAGAGUUCAGUCAGUGGCCAGCAUAAUAAUAGUGAUCUGAGGAAUGAGAAACUGUUACCUAGUGUGCCUCAAGAAUCUCUUCUGGGCUUUCAGAAUGCAGUAGAAUUGGCCAGAAUUAGCAGCAAAACACUAAAAGCCCCAGUGGGAUGCAGAUUGGGUUGCAAUUCUAGGCAAAGCAAAAUGCAGCAGAGCUCAUGUUCAGAAAGUUAUAGUGCUGAAGAGGGAUCUGUCACUUUUAUCCCAGCAAAGACAUUUCAAGAUGUCCCUACUUUGGAAAAAUCUCAAAAGAGGCGUAAAGCUGUAACAGCAAAAAAGCGCAGCUGCCAUCAGAGGAGCAGCAAAGUCCCUGCAGAGUCAGAAGACCUUUACGACUUUGUCUUUGCGAUUGCGAGGGAAGAGGAGGAGAAUACACCGUGUAGCGAAAGAAGGAAUGCCAAGGAGGAAGAAAGCCUUGCUAGCUGUUCCCGUCUCUCAGAAGAGGCUGCCAGUAGUUCUGGUACGGUUUGCACAGAGGGAACCCGAUCUGCUGGGGUGCCUUCUCUGAAAACAACGGGUCAUUUCCGAAGUGUGUCCACGCUGGAAGUGUUCUCCAUCUCUCUGACCAGGAAUACAUGCCAGAUGCUGGGGAACCUGCUGAGCUCUUGGGUAUCUUUAGAAAAGCUUGUUCUGUCUUUGAAUGGCCUAGGCCCCGGCGUCUUCAGUAUCCUCUCUGGGCUCCGGGCCCUGUCUCGCCACAGUGAUUACCGCCUCCGUGUGGUGCGCAUCAGUGACAUGUUUUCGCAUGUCCCCUGCAUGAAUCUUGUUCAUGCUUUCCUGAGUGCUGUGCCGUUGCUUCAGACCCUCUUGGUCAGCUUUGAUCUCAAAACCGCGACAGAGCGGGGCAGGCCGGAAGAGAGCUGGGACUCAUCACCCUUUGAAGAAGAGAUUCCAGAGAGCCAUUUGGAACACCUUGAAAUCAGAUUCCCUAGAGAGCCUCUUCAGACAAGUCUCCUGGUGCCUGUGUUGAAGGCCUCAAGGUCUCUCCAGAGCCUCUCUCUAGACAGCGUUGCAAUUUCCUGUCCUCAAGAAGUUGGGCUUCUCCUACAGGCACUCAAAGAGAACAGCCCAAGCCUGAAGAAGCUAAGCUUUCAUGAUGUCAACCUUUCUGGCCACUCAAAAGAAGUCCUCCUCCUGCUACAGGAUCCCAUUCUUCAAGAAAUCACCUUUUCAUUCUGUCGGCUGUUCGAAAACUGCACUGCUGAGCUCCUGUCUGAAAUAAUAAACGCCGUGAAGAAGAACUCAACACUGAAGAGCCUCAGACUACCUGGAAAUAGGCUGGGAAAUCACAGGCUUGUUGCAUUGGCUGAUAUUUUUUCUGAAGAUUCAUCAUCUUCCAUCUGUCAUCUGGAUUUAAGCUCUAACUGUAUCAAACCUGCUGGACUCCUGGAGUUUGCCAAGAAGCUGGAGAAUUACAUAGCCCAACGUGGAGAACAAAUCAAAUUCACCAAGCUGUGCCUCUAUCAGAACUGGCUGGACCAAGAUACCGUAACUGCUCAAGAGGCUCUUUGGCGGCUAAAAGCUAUGUGCAGCAUAGUCAGCGACACUUGGGAUUCAUCUCAGGCCUUGGCUGACUAUAUCAGUGUGAUGUGAACUUAUCUACUAAUAAAGCUGCCUAAUCAAUUUA
Podarcis raffonei (Aeolian wall lizard) is the source of this 2572-nucleotide messenger RNA. It is a transcript of the gene LRRC41, whose product is annotated as leucine rich repeat containing 41. Bases 121 to 2538 code for a protein of 805 amino acids. The transcript is spliced from 10 exons. Gene Ontology annotation, cellular component: nucleus; cytoplasm. NCBI's taxonomy places the organism in Eukaryota, Metazoa, Chordata, Lepidosauria, Squamata, Lacertidae. The record is from RefSeq and is a predicted model, not a curated record.